Messenger RNA from Bicyclus anynana (squinting bush brown), 9689 nucleotides. RefSeq names its product stress-activated protein kinase JNK (gene bsk). Gene Ontology annotation, biological process: protein phosphorylation; JNK cascade. Gene Ontology annotation, cellular component: nucleus; cytoplasm. The coding region runs from base 398 to 1585 and encodes 395 amino acids. Gene Ontology annotation, molecular function: ATP binding; JUN kinase activity. The transcript has 11 exons. The record is from RefSeq and is a predicted model, not a curated record. Lineage: Eukaryota; Metazoa; Arthropoda; Insecta; Lepidoptera; Nymphalidae.
CACAAAUGUCAAAAUAAAAAAUCGGACAUUUCAGUUUUCACUUCACAUUUUGUCGACAAAAAAUAUUUUAGCCUAAUUUAUUAGUGUUUUAUACAUUGUGUGUUUGUGAUUUACUUGCAAUAAUACUUUCAAAUUCGCAAGCUGUGUUAGCAGAUACCGAUAUACUCAGGGUUACACAGAAUUACUUUGAUGCUGUGUGCUCGAGCUAGCGGCGACCAGGUUUUGUCACAAAAUGGCCGCGCGUAACUUAUGACGUAACAAUCACAUCGUAAGUGUUUAAUCACGAGCUCGUUCGCGCUCCGCAGCUGCAGGGCCCACAGACAAUAACCAGCGACUGCGCUUUAUGGACCCCGGCGCUGCCUUCUCUACGAACGUUCUUCUAUACUAGGGGUGGUCCAUGCCCCACGCGGCGCCCGCUACCGCCAUGUCGGCCCCGCCGCGUCACCCCCACUUCUACACAGUCGAGGUCGGCGACACGCGUUUCACCAUCCUCAAGCGAUACCAGAACCUCAAGCCCAUCGGCUCCGGCGCGCAGGGAAUCGUAUGCGCGGCGUACGACACAGUGACGCAACAAAACGUGGCCAUCAAGAAGCUGUCGCGGCCCUUCCAGAAUGUGACGCACGCCAAGCGCGCCUAUCGGGAGUUUAAACUCAUGAAGUUGGUCAACCAUAAAAAUAUAAUCGGUCUGCUAAACGCAUUCACGCCACAGAAGAGUCUAGAGGAGUUCCAGGAUGUGUACCUAGUGAUGGAGUUGAUGGACGCGAACCUGUGCCAAGUGAUCCAGAUGGAUCUGGACCACGAGCGGAUGAGCUACCUGCUGUACCAGAUGUUGUGCGGCAUCAAACAUCUGCAUCUCGCUGGAAUUAUACACCGGGACCUAAAGCCGUCCAACAUAGUGGUCAAGAGUGACUGCACACUGAAGAUCCUGGACUUCGGGCUGGCUCGCACGGCGGGCACCACCUUCAUGAUGACGCCCUACGUCGUCACCCGGUACUACAGGGCUCCAGAGGUGAUACUGGGCAUGGGCUACACCGAGAACGUGGACAUCUGGUCGGUGGGCUGCAUCAUGGGCGAGAUGAUCCGCGGCGGCGUGCUGUUCCCCGGCACCGACCACAUCGACCAGUGGAACAAGAUUAUCGAGCAACUGGGCACGCCGUCGGCGGCGUUCAUGGCGCGCCUGCAGCCCACGGUGCGCAACUACGUGGAGAACCGGCCGCGCUACGCCGGCUACAGCUUCGAGCGCCUGUUCCCCGACAUCCUGUUCCCGUCCGACUCCAGCGAGCACAACCGGCUCAAGGCGUCGCAGGCGCGCGACCUGCUCUCGCGCAUGCUGGUCAUCGACCCCGAGCGCCGCAUCUCCGUGGACGAGGCGCUGCUGCACCCCUACAUCAACGUGUGGUACGACGAGGGCGAGGUCAACGCGCCCGCGCCCGCCGCCUACGACCACUCGGUGGACGAGCGCGAGCACACCGUGGACCAGUGGAAGCAGCUCAUCUACCAGGAGGUGGUGGAGUACGCCGCGCCGCCGCCCGCGCAGCUGCUGGCGCCGCCGCCCGACCACGCGCAGCCCGCGCUCACCACAUAGGUCUCAGCCUCGCUGACCGCCGAGAUAUAAACUACAAAGUAUAGUGCAAAGACUAUAUUAGCGCCAACGCGCUCCGGCAGGUCUGGCCACGGCGGCACGGAGCCGCUCCGAUCCAUACUCGAUAAACUAACUGAUGUAUAUAUUCAUUGCGGUUUUAUGUGCAAUACGCGAUAGUGCAAACUAAUGGAGCGAGCGCCUGUCAUGGCUAGAUCUUCGUUGAUUUUUAAAAGCUGCAUAGUCAGCCUAUGAUCCUACAAUAGGUAAGAAAAAUGGGCGAUCUAUCUAUGGUUAAUGGUGGCUAUGAAAAGUAACAAGGGUGUAAACCUAAAAUCAUCCAAGUAUGAAAUUUUAAUUUUUGGGAUAGGCAUAAUUCAGAUCAGAAGACAUCAUUCAUAUUUUUUUUCAGCUUUAUUUCACACGUGACAUUUUGGUAGCAAGAAAACAAUAUUCUAUAGCGAUCUAGUGUUGCAUAUUUUAAUAAUAUACGUAGUCUUGACUAAUGUUUUAGUGCAAAUCUUCAAUCAGCCGUUUUUUUGUUUAGAACAGCUCUUCCGGUAGUAGUACAUCAUUGUUAGACAUUUUGUUUCGAGGCAACCCUUCACUAGACACCUUUAGAGUUGUCUAGCAAAGGGAUAGUCUGGACAGUCUAGGGUAUAUGCUUUUGUUAUACUACCAUUAUCCACACUCCAUAGUUGUCUGCUACACUUACCUAUAGUAGCAGGGCUGACAAACUUUCAGCUUUUCUAAAACCCCGAAGGUCUAGCAAUCACAGGCAGACCAUUAAGCAGAGCCAAUGUAGCAAAGAUAAUGUAAAUAAAGUUUACGUUAUUGCGUGCGAACGAAAGAGAUGAUUUGCUACACUUUUUCAUCGCACGGAAAAUCUCCUAAAGUUUGUUUACUUUUGUCUCUUGCAUUGCUCUAUUCGUUCAUUUUGAAGUACAUUGGUAACAUUUUUUUGUGCAAAUUUCGUUUAUGGAGUCAGCGAGAAAUUUCUAAAUAUUUCAUUAUUUAACUCCAAAUUCAAUGUGUCAUGAGCUCGAUUCCUGGCUGCUGGACUAUUGUUGUAUGUUCAGAAAUUCAGAAAUUUCUCGCAACUCCCAGAGACUUUCACGUAGUUUGUUAUCGAGUCUCAGAACAAAUGAUCGUGUACAAUAAUAACUUAAGGCAGUGUAUAGUCAAUCUAUUCCGGGUCCCUUUGGCUUUGGAUUUAUUGGUAAGUUGACAGACGGACAUGCGUGCGAUGCGUUUGUGUAUAUACUGAAGGAUAGGUUCCAUAUAGAAUGUUCCUUCCGUAGACUUAGAAGUAAAUAGACGAUGUGAUAUCGUCACGUUUUCUCAUAAAAGGGAACUUAGACAUGGACUUUAUAAAGUAACGAGACAAGGUGUUUCGAUAUUAGGGUCCUUGAGGUCUGUCUGAUAAAUGGUUGAGUAUUUUGUGUUGUGAUGUUAAAAUCACGUCAAAAUAGAAUGGCUUAAAACGGUAUACUUGUCUGUAGUCUAUUUAUCCUCUGUCUAUGGUUACUUCAGUUGUUAACUUUACUGUCAAACGCUUGUGUAACCAAAGCCAAAAAGACUUCCACAAGUAGACAACUAUAACACAGUAGUGUUAGAUGACGUGACCUCACUGGGGAACUGUUAUCUUGUCUAUUAAAUUGUAGUUUCUUCCUGUUUCUAAUUAUAUUUAGGAUAAGUUCUCAGUUACGUGGUUACGUUUGGAACAUGUUCCUUUACCUGUAUAUUAUUUGUCCAAAUUUACCGGACUUGUGUCACAAUGGAAUUAUACAUGGCUGCACUUGAACGAGCUCAUGAAUAAGGAUUUAAGGGAGUGAAACUUCGUCAGCCGUCAUUAUUUCACUGUGACGACUUAGAAACGACAGUUUAAGGGUUAAAGAAUCUUGUACGAUUUUUCUAUAAUGGGAUAUUUUGUUUUUCGCUAGACGUUACAAUAAUGAAGGUAGAACUUAAAAAUAGAACAGGUAUAGAUGUUCUAUUGGUUGUAGAUUUAAGGUACAGAUACAGACGCGUUUGUGUGUUAAACUGGAGGAGCGUUAGCAAAACAGUUUUUAGACUUUAGUAAACGGGUUUCGAUGUUACACGAGGUAAUAGGUACUCUAAUUAAUUUCACUAUGCGUUUCUAUUGUGCUGACGCUCCCUUAGUUUACAGAACGUUUGUGUGUUGUCACCUUACCGCCAGUACUAUAUACAAACUCAGAAUACAGAAUAUUAAGUCAAAUGUAUUUUGAAAAUAGAAUGUGUAUACCAUUGGUUGAGAAUGUUCCAUAUGAAUGAAUGAAACCAAUGACGUACGUGUACUCUCGUUCUCCUAGCGACAUCUAGCGGUACUUUGCUAAACGUUUAUACCCCACGUUAAUUUGCAUAGAUGGAGUGCCUUUCGCAAUUUGCUAAUGUAAAGUUAAUUGGCGAUUUUACACAAAUGCGGACUGAAUUUGAUACGUUUGGAUAUUUUUGUACGGCGGCGUUACCCUGAUCGCGAAACGUUGUAUUCAUUUGACGUUAAGCAAUUUACACACAUGACGUUAUUGUACGCUGCGUUUUCGCCUCAUAUUGUCUUUGGGAAAGUUAAUAAUAUCAGAUUUUUUUCAUUAUUUCCGAUUUUUAUCACUCAGUUUUCCCUGACAGCUUAUCCAGGAGUCCCUCCAAUCCCUUUGUUGUUUGCUUCUUUGAAGUCUCAAAAUUACUAAGAAGAAUUAUUUGUAAAACAAUUACAUUGGCAACAAUAAAGCGUGAUACAAAAUGUGUGGUAUAAUGCCUUCAAAGAAUCAUUAAGAUAAUUAUAAUUACAAUUUACAGAAAAAGAAAAUUUGAAAACGGUUAGAAGUGCAUUACGAUUUUAACCUCAGAAGGACACUGUCAUUUUGUGUGAGGUAUGAGGCGGUACUACCGCGCGUAUAUAACGUCGCUGACGUUUGUAAAGGGUUUAACAGUCAAUGGGGUUAAGUUUAAUUUGUUGUAUUAUUUGUAAAUGUGCAAUCAAUUUAUAGUUUGAUAGAAUUAUGGAAUAUAUUGCAAUAUUGCUCGUGAAAAUCUAUUUUCUGAUCCCGUUUUGCCAAUAUGAUAAAUUUCAGAACGAAUUAAUUACAAUGUGCAGUGCCAUUCUGUGUCUUUGCCAUAUUUCGAGUCGAUUUUAUUAUUUCGUUUGUCAGAUUUUUGCUGACUGUGACAAAAUAUAACAUGGAUACUUUUCUACGUAGACAGAAAAAGUAACAGACGAAAAUAGAUGACAGGCCAAAUAUUUUCUCAGUCGAAUAUUAUGUUUUUUUUUUGUAAACCUGGCCUAAAGCUACGUUUGUGCAGGGGUUGUAGUUGCUGCAUGGUUAGUCGCAUAGUAAAGUAACGGCAUGCUUGUAAAUUCUAAGCGAUAUUGAAUAAGUUCUAGGUAAACAGGGCGGAAAUCAUGACAAUACCAUGGCAGAUGAGGUUCUUUGCUGCUUGUACAAUCUUUUUACUUUAAUAUUUAAUCCCACAACGGUUCUCGGCCCUUUUUAUUAGUCAUUACCGGCUUUAUCGAUGGAAAAGUAUUCAUGUUAACUCAACUAAAGUAGAUCCAAUGAGACGAAUUAAAAAAAAUAACAAUAAUUCUAAUUGUUGACAAAUUUUCACACCUAUCUUUUGCACGAAAAUAUAAUUAAUAUAUUUAUUUGCUUAUUUAAAAGGCGGCGUUGGGUUCAUCGCAACGGGCUUGAAAGUGAUAACAUAUGGUAUGGAAAUCUUCUAUAUUAUAUUUAAUAUUUCGUCUUGUUGGCUCUGCUUAAGUCGCCGAUUUAGUAUGCGCGAGUUCUACCCAUGUUACAUGUUUACAACACGUUUAGUUUAGCGACACCAUAGACGGGACGUAUGUGAUGUUCAUAGUUUCCCAUAAGUAGGCCCUAGCUGCAUUGUUGAUACUGUAUUUGACUGUACGCGUAGUAGUAAGUAACAUUUUUACCUAAGUAGUCUCUUAGAUAGAACCACCUCACACGUUGGCGUUGGCUGCAACUUAAAUACGUAAAUGACUAUGACUAUAAAAUGACGCUAUGACUAUAAAAACUGAUGUGAUUUGAGAGUAUUAAUUUUAUAAUGGCGGUCGGCUAUUAAUUUUGAAAAGAUUGGUCAACAUGCAGGCUAUUCAAUCUAUACUUUCUAUAAUACAAAAAUAUACAGCCUAUUUAAGUGUAUUCAUUCUUGUUCUAAGGCAAAUUUAUUUCGUUAUUUAUCUUGCGCCAUAUUUUCGAUAGUCUGCCCAUAGUCUACACGUUACAAGUUUUUCAUAGAUUGUUUUAUAGUCGACCAUCAAUAUUUUAUUAAUGCAAUAUGUACGCGUUAUGGAACAGUCAUUUUGUAUGUAAUUUAAAUUAUUUUAAGUUAUGAUAACUAUAAUGGACCGUUUUUAUUAACUUACCGCUCACCACCAAACUUGUGACUAUUUUUUUAUUAAACGAUCAUUGCAAUAUUUGCCGUUUUGCAUCUUAAAUAUAAAAUUAUAGUAAUGUUUCGAUUGAAAAUAUUCCAGUUAACAAUAAUUCCUUAACCCUCAUAAUGUUAUUUAGCUAAACAUAAAUCUGUGGCGAUUUCCAUAAAUAACUACAUUAGAAACGGUCCUCGAUUCCAAGCCAAGCCUUCCCUAUGUAUUGUUCAAUGCACAAUAAUGCAUUUUUACGAGGCCCAUAAAGUUGGUAAUCUCCAUGCAUCUCUAUUACUACACCAUUGCUAAAUAAUGAUUACGUCGGUUUUGCAUUUAAACUCUUUGAUGUCAGCUAAUCUUGAAAUGACUUGAUUGUAGACCUGAAAUUAAAUUAAAAACAAUGUUUUUUUUUAAUAUGCGACUCUUUCUCUUAAUCAAGAGUCUUAAGAGGAUACAAAAAAUGGAUUGUACUGCAAGGAUUGCAAUGCUCAUAGUAAAAGUUUGGUGCUGAGAGGCAGUCUCGAUGAGGCUCAACGUGUGAGGUAAUAUGGUAGGUUAUUGUUUGAAACCUCACUAGGUGAUAUAAUUAUAAUGUUAAGUGUAACAAAGAAUGUUGGUAGUCUUACAGCGUUUGUACACUGUCCAAUCCGAUGUCCAUCAAAUAGAGAUACACAAGAAAAUUAAAAGUUUACUAUUCUGCUAAACAAUAGAGCUUAUAGUUAAAAUAUUGCUGUGACGAGGAAAGUAAUGCCUCCAUUGAGGAUUGAAUGACUCCAUAAAUGAGCCCUUUAUAAAAAAAUAUAUGUAAAAUGUAUGUUGUAUGUAAAAAAAUAAAUGCAUUUUUAACACAUUACUAUAGGAUUAUGUUACUAUGAUGCCAAUCCAUAUUGGAGCAGGGUGGGCCUAAGCUCCAUAUUCCCUCUUCUAUAAACCGUUAAAUUAGGCUGACGAUGAUGCAAAGUCCAAUUCCACCAUACAAGACAUAAAGUAUUAGCGUUUCCUCCUUUAAUUAAUUUAAUACUCUUCAAUUUAUGUUCGGCGUCGAAUCGGACAGUGUGUAAAUGAUCUAAUUGGGUGGUUUCAGCAAAUAGCACAAUUUAUUAGCUAUAGAUGAAAGCUGGGCGGUACCGAUUGUGAAAUGAAGUCGCCAUACACUAAUCUAUAUGAAGAACUGUAAAUCCUAAUCCUAAAUCAAAUAUAUCUCGAUGUGUUCUAUAAUAAAAAAUAUUUACUUAUAAAAUGUUUUACCUUUCAGAUAUUUGGCCAAAGUUGCAAUAUUCAAAACAAAAUUCGGGAUUCAUAGCAGUUUUAGUACAAGUUUGAAUAUUUAAUGUACCGAAAAUUUUUAUACAAUUUAUAUAAUUAUAAAAAAGAAACAUUUGAAUAAAAAAUAAUUGUAACUACGCUGUCAAUAUUUUUUUCGUAAUAAGUCUAAAUUAAAUAAAAUAAAAAUAACAGUUAAAAUGCUUAAACUAAAUCGAUAUCAUUGAUGGCUCCAUAUAUUUUAGUGUAUGGUGACAUGAAAGCAGUUUGCAAUUGACUAUAAAUGAUAAUACGAAAGCAAUAAAUACACUUCUAUAUUUCCUUCCUGGAGAAAAUGCCAUCUUAAGCCGUCUACAGACGUGCCGACAAGUUUGAUAUCGCGAUGAGUCGGCAUGUGGGUCGACUAUUGUACUUUAUUUUGCAAAUCAAACAUAUCAAAGACGUUUCGAUAGAUCUAGGUUAAUUUUCUAUUCCAAAAACGAAACUCGCUCGAAAAAUCUGCCGCUGUAUUUUUUUUUUAGAUGAUGUUACUUUACUUUUGUUCCAUACUGUAGGAAGCGGCUUGGUUGGAUAUAGGAGCUAAGAAAGUCAAAUUUGACAUGCCAAUUUUUAUUAUAAUCGUAGGACUUUUGAUCGAUAAGGACUUCACUUUGCACUGACUCCGCUCUGUCUGUCACGAUCUUAUUCCUGCGAUAACUGUCCCAGAGACAUAAACUUCGUUUUAAAGCGUCAAGAACAUAACGGUCAACAGAGGAUGUACUUUCGAUACACCCUCCUGUAGAAUAGAACUAUUGUCUUACUUUAUCUUGCAAGUUUAAAGCUUAUAUAUAAAAACGAAUCUGAUGAACAAAUUGGCAUGUCUGCUUUGACUUAAAAUAUUUUAAAAUUGUCAUAUUUUUCAUUUGGUCUCUAAAGCAGAUAAAGAGGGCUAUAUAUUUAUUAUAAUUCAUUUAUCAUUACAUUUUUAAUAUUAAACCUGGUGUUACCGCGCUUUGCAUAAAGAGAAUGUAUAAAGUAAGAAUAAAAAUAUAGGAUAUUAUAUAAUUUUAUGUUCUGCCGUCAUACCGUCUUUAUCUGUUAUACGACCAAUGUGAAUGUGUGAAGAAGACAAAAAUAUACAGGGUGUGUUAAAAAUACUGGAAUUCCUUGAAUUUAUAUCUGCUACAUAUUCUAAAUCUAAACACUUUUAUGAUAUUACAGUGUAUCUUGGCUUGAACCUUUGCUGCUAUUAAUAUCUCGAAAAAUCAUACGAAAUUAUUAAGAAAAAAAAGAAGCGAAGAAAAAAAUCAUUGAUACUAAUUAUUAUAUAAUAUGACACACUGCCCAGAGCUUGUCUGUACCGCAAAAGUUACCCUGUAUAUUUGAUAUUUGUGCGAUGAAAAUUAAUAUAAUGAAGUAUACAAAUAAUUAAUUAAAAAUAUCGUAAUUUAAGUAGGGUUUUGUAAAUAUUAUAAUAAGCUAAAUGGAACGAAAGUGAAGCAAACACGCGCUACUUUAGUCAUCUGUUUAUCGCUUUAGUUCACAGACUAAUGGGAAAAGACAGACGGAGCGAACAUAAUAUAAAUGAGACAAAAUAAAUUAAAUAAGUCAAUCUUUGUGCACGUACGAAUGUUUGAUCAUCAAUAUCGACUAAAAUCUAGUAAGCCUGUGUAGUUUCAAGAUUUUUUAAAAACAAAGGUUUUUUUAUGUCUAUAGAACGCGCUCAGCCAAUGGAAGAAAUGGUUAUGCAUCUACUGUUAACAAAAGUACUACAAUGUAGAAUGACAGGCAUAGGUCAGUGCAUCGUACAAUAUAUUCUUCGCAAGUGUGCCCCUAAGGUGAUGUUAUACCCUGUUAUACGUUAAUGUGUGAUUUAAAAUCGGCCAAUUGCUUGUCCAAAUGUUAGUUUGUCAAAAAGUUUCAGGCUUGAUUCUCCGUUUUUCGUCUGUGUUUUCCUAAGUCUGUGUAGUAAAUAAAGAAUUCACAACUGUACGUCCAAAUUGUCCAUUUAUAUGUUAAUAUACCUAAUGCAAAUUACAAUAAUGUAAUCUUUAGAAUGUAUUUUAGUACUUGGUAAUACAAGGUUUAAGGUACUCUCGAGUUGGGUGACUUUGCUUUACAUUUCAACUGUUGCAGUCAACUGAAUAUUGAAUUUAAUAUUUUUUUUCUAGAAGUUAAUGUUUUAAGCUGUACCAAAUGAUUUUAAAAUAAGAUUCGUGUAUAUUAUGUUUGUGCAUAUAUGACAGAAUUAAUAAAAUCCGAUUUUCCGUCGCUUAUCAAAGUUAUAUUGAGAAACAAAGUGACUCAAUUGGAAAGUAGUAGCAAUGUUGAAUGCCGAGCGGCUGUUAGCGGUAAACAUUUUGGUUAAAACACUUCGAUGAUUAUCUAAAAACAACUUAUUUUUACUGUACACGUAAGUUAUUUCAUAUUUUAAAUGAAUAAAUCGAAAUGGUUAUUAUA